GGCCGCGCCGCGCCGGGCGGAGGCACAGGCCGUACAGCGCCGCAGGGGCGCGGGCGGGGGCCGGCAGCGCCGGGCGUGUGGGCUGCGGGGCACGGCACGGGCGGGCGCUAAAGACCCGGGCGGGGGGACGGCGGAACGGCGGGUGCUGCUGCCGCUGCUGCCGCCCAUCGUCUCGGCGGAGCUGCCGGCGCGCGUCAGGUGGUGUGUUAAGCGAAAAGAUGGGAGUAAUCGAGACGGAAAUAACAAUUGCAUAGCCGCUUGCGUGGGGGAGCGGAAAACCUGGGGGUCUCUUUAAUUCUUUCCGCUGCUCCUCGUACGGUGUUUUGUUUUCUCUUUCCCCCUGCUGCCCGGGGGAAGGGCUGCCUCUUUGCUGUUCGGCUGCGAAGAGUCUCCCUGAACGGCGCGGGGGGAAGCAGCAGGGUGGGAUUCCGUUGGCUUCAGUGGGGCCCUUGCCAGGCUCCUGAGUUUAUCCAGGUAGCGGUGGAGUCGCUGUGAUCGCAGCUUAUGACGAGCUACUGCUGUUAGAGCUGAAGAAAAUUCAUUCGGAAUCACUGCGUGUGUCUGCUCAAAUGAAAUGUUUGUGAGAGCUUAUAAUGGAAGUGCCGAGAGGACUUUAAUCCCCCUGAGCAUUCGUUCGUUUGGCUACAGGCAGCUCAGAAAUAUCAGUGCCAUAACCAUACAUGCUUCAACGUCAGAACUUGGACGCUUUUGAUGCCUUAUAUGAUAAAAAUUUUAUGAUCUCCAAUCCUCCCAGAGGAAUGACCAGAGACUGUGCUUAGGCCCGGCUAAUGUGGCUGCCCUCAGUCGGUAACCAGUACCUGCAGCCUUGCCACUGUGCAGUUGUGAAUAAAAACGUAAUCCGUUAAAUGUCGCUUUAUUUCCCCAAAUCUAGAAUUUAAGGGGAACAGGAGUGCAUCUGCAAGAUGCCUGUGUAGGUUUUGAAGCUUCUUACUGAUAUUUCCAUUAACCUUUAUUAUAAGUGAGGUUAUUUGUUUGGUUUAGAACACUGGAUGAGAGAUACUAAUUCCCUUUUUUUGCUUUUUGGUCAGUUUUCCCUUUUAAACAUUAUGAAUGAAAAGUUCAUUUGUCACUUUUGCUAUUAGUGGAUUUCACUACUUUAUCCCACCCUACAGCUGUCUGUAGCCACUAACAGUUACAGACAGUUUGCUUUUUUGACUUUUCAGUGUCCUGUUAAGGUGAUUUUUUUAAUAAAGCUGUCACUAUUUUUUUCAACUCAUAAAAAAGCUCAAUUAUAUUUUACAUUGUUUUAUUUGGGUUUCUAAAUUUUACAGUAGCAUAAAAUAGAUGCCCCAAAUUCACUAUUUGAAUAGGCUGCGUUAACAAUUGAUGUUGUAGAGUGUUGUUUACUCCACAGAAGAUUUAAAUGUCUUCAGAAGACAAAGAAGCUCAGGAGGAUGAGCUGCUGGCUUUGGCUAGCAUUUAUGAUGAAGAUGAGUUUAGGAGAGCCAAGACUGCCCAAGGAGGAGAAACUCGAGUUUGCCUGGAGUUGCCCCAAAACUUCAAAGUUUUUGUGAGUGGCAAUCCCACAGAGAGCCUCCAGAGCAACAGGUUCGAGUACACCGUUCGCUUUCUGCCUCCCCUUGUGCUGAAUUUUGAACUCCCACCAGACUACCCAUCCACCUCCCCACCGGUGUUUACCCUCAGUGGAAAAUGGCUCUCCCAAGCCCAGCUCAGUGCUCUUUGCAAACACUUGGACAACAUAUGGGAAGAGAGGAGAGGCUGUGUGGUCUUAUUUGCCUGGAUGCAGUUCCUGAAGGAAGAAACACUGAGUUACCUGAAUAUUUCCUCCCCACAUGAGCUAAAACUGUGCCAUCAGGGGAAUAUGCAGAGUAGGACACCUUUGGUCCCUGUUGACACCGAGGACUGUGGUGGUGCAGAAGGCUCUGCCGCAGCUGAAGAAGAGGUGAUGGAUGCAAGAGCUGUGCAGGAUGUGGAUUCCCUGUCGAGUCUGAUUAGGGAAAUCUUGGACUUUGAUCAGGCUCAGAGGAGGAAGUGCUUUAACAGAAAGAUGUACUUGUGCAAUAUCUGCUUGUGUAAGAAGUUGGGCAGUGAAUGUAUGUACUUCACCGAGUGCAGCCACGUGUACUGCAAAGCAUGCCUGAAGGACUACUUUGAGAUACAGAUAAGGGAUGGUCAGGUCCACUGUCUCAACUGUCCAGAGCCGAAGUGUUCUUCCGUUGCUACUCCUGGCCAGGUUAAAGAACUGGUUGGAGAGGAGCUGUUUGCACGUUACGACCGCCUGCUUCUGCAGUCCAGCUUGGACCUCAUGGCAGAUGUUGUGUACUGCCCACGCCCGGGCUGCCAGACACCAGUCAUGCAAGAGCCAGGUUGCACCAUGGGCAUCUGUUCCUGUUGCAACUAUGCUUUUUGUACUCUCUGUAAAAUGACUUACCAUGGGGUCUCUCCAUGUAAAGUCACAGCAGAGAAAUUAAUGGAUUUACGAGAUGAUUAUUUAAACGCAGAUGAGGCAAAUAAAAGAUUUUUGGAACAACGCUACGGCAAACGAGUGAUUCAGAAAGCCCUUGAGGAGCUGGAGAGUAAAGAAUGGCUAGAAAAGAACUCCAAGUCUUGUCCUUGCUGUGGUACUCCUAUAGAGAAACUAGAUGGCUGUAACAAGAUGACGUGUACUGGCUGCAUGCAGUAUUUCUGCUGGCUUUGUAUGGGUUUUCUGUCGAGGGUGAACCCCUACAGGCACUUCAGUGAUCCAGCCUCCCCGUGCUUUAACAGAUUGUUUGAAGCCAUGCAAAUUGAUGGUGAGGUCUGGGAAGCUUAGGAUGAAGGCUAGUAGUAAUCUCCAGCCACAAAGGCUGAACAAACCAGAGACAGAUGCUUUCCAUUUUGGUGUCCAGUUUGUUUGCUUUUCACUUCCAUUAUAUGAUAAAAGAAUGACUGCCUUGCACUGCGGGAUACUCACACACCAGAGGCUGUUGCCAAAACCAAAGGAGACCAUUUUACUCAUCCUGUGGUCAGGAUCAUCACCGAAGGCCCUAAACGCAAUACCUAUUGCUAAAGACAGAUACAACCAGUUACAAGUUGGAAAAUAACUGGAAAAAUAUUUUCUAAGAGGUGUCCCUUUUUCAAAAGCAAACAAAGAAAAGUGCAGCCCCAAAUCAUAGAACUGUUUAUGAGUGGCCUUCUGGGAGACUGUCUUUUUGGGGAUCUUGGCUCAUAUCCAUUGGGGGGUUUCAGGUGGUUUUAUUGUAGCUGUAGGGCUCUUUCUGGAGCUGUUAAGUGAUGCUGCUUGGUCAGGGAAAGUGUUCUGAGACUACAGAUUUAUUCUGUAUUCAGCAACGGAACCUGUUGCUUCUAUAGCUUUUCCUGACCUCUUUCUCUGAAAAGCAGCUCCUUGUUCUAUCACUGAUACUUUCUAUUGAUGUUGAAGGUGAUUAUCCCUAACCCCCUCUUCUUGCUGCAUGUAACACCUGGGGCUUUGCGUUACUGUAUGCUUUGGCAGAAAAUGACCAACAGCCAUUCCCAGAAAUUUCAAGCAGUUUGGUGACUCAUCUCAGUGUUGCAGUUGUAUUCACUCACGUUGCCUCUCCUUUUCACAGCCAUGAGAGCUAAGGCAAUGGACUGAGAUGUGUCCAGGGAGAGGAUGACAAGGUCAGCCAGCUAUUGAAACACAUUUUUAUGGAUAUAUAGUUGAGAUUAACCUGAAUUCUUCAAGAGACUGAAAAUUACCUUGUCUUCUCAGAUGCUGAAGUAACUUAUUUUUUAUUAACUCUUCAUAUAAGAAAUUUGACUAGCUGAUGGUUUUGCUUCUGGACUAAAUACCUUAUCUCCACUGUUUUUCACUUCAAAUUGUUUCAGAAACCAAAUUUGUUUUCCUAAAAAUCUCAGUAAGUAAUUUUUUGAGCAUGAAAGUAAUUACUGGAGGGAACCACUGCCUUUUUAGAAGUUUUUCCACUUGCAGAAUGGUCUGAAAAUUUGAAAUGGAAACUGCAUGUGCUGUGUUUAAAACAGCAGGGUCAAGAUGGAUAGCUCAGGAGCUGGAACACUUCAGAAACACCUCUCAGUUUUGGCUGUUAGUCAAUAAAUUUAUAUUUGGAUAUCUGGCCAAAAUAAGUGCUGAUUUAGUUCCUUUCACAGAGGAGGAAAGUCCAUACUGUCAGACUUUGCAGUGAUUACAAAGACAAGAAAAGUCAAGAGCAGAACUCUUGGCUUGGCUUAGGCUAUAGGCCUAAGCCUAUAGGGAGAGGUUCCAUUGGGUAUGGUUUACAUUGUAUUUCCUGCACCUUUCACAUGCACUAAAUUCACUUUAAGACAGCAAACACAGUUGUGUCCCUGGUUGUCUUCAUUAUGGCUUGGAUGUGGCAACACAGGCCCUUGUGUGGGACAAGACAGAGCCGAGCUCUGUUUCUAGCUGGUGAUGGCCUCCAGAGCCAGGGACCAGACCUGGGCUCACACAAAGCUCCCAGCUGGAGCUGCCCAGGACGAGUCCUGCAGAUAGAAGCUUGGGGGUUUGUGUAUGCCAAGUGCCCUCACCCCCACACAGCCAUGUUUUACCCUGGGAGAUACAAGCCCCCUCCUGAUAGAUGGUCAUUCUUGUGACACUGCUCUGGGGUGGCUGCAGUCAGCUUUAAGCUGCCAGCCCUGCACUCAUUUCCAUUCUGGCCACAAUUUUUAGCUCUAUGGGCUGAGGCCAAAAGCUGCACGUUCAGAAGGGGCUUUGUUCCUGCUAAGCUGCCUACGUGGACAGAAUGGCGGGAUGGCGGGGAAUGUUUGGGAUGAGAAGCAUGCACAUGAACCUGCCUGGAGGAGAUGCUGUUGGAGCUCUUAAACCUAGAAGAGGCUGGGCAGAUCCCAGCUGGGACAGAGGUGGGCCAAGGGCAGGGCCUGGACACCAAAGGCUAGGUUGGGAUGAAAAGUUAUUGCUGGGGACAUCCUCCAGAACUGCCAGAGCACACACAGUAUGCAGGUAUUGCAAUGAGCUCCCUCUGCUUCUAAGAGCUUUAUGUGGGGAGAGGAGGAAUGUUAGUCACCUCCAUGAAUUCUGGGAACUCAUGAGCCCCUGGGCCUGAGCUCCCCAGCCUGCAGUGAGUUGGAGGAGGACAGACCCUCUGAGGACGGGCAAGCAGGUGACUGCGCUCACAGGGAUAUCAGCUGGUGUCGCAAAGGUAGGACAGCUAAAACCAGAGCCUGCCUUCACAGAGAGUGAGGGAAGCAGCUCUGGUAACGUGCUGAGCUUCUUCCUCAUUGUUAUUUCCUUCUUGCAAACCUCACUUUCAGCAUUUCUCUGCAUGCACAGCAGCAUUAGAUUAUUUACUGAGGUUUUGCAGUAAACGCUAGAGAGCUGUGACCUUCCUUUCUCCUUUAAACAUCUCCACUGGUUCAUAUGAAAUGGCUGCUGCCUGGCAGGACAGAACCAUGGCAGGUGUUUGGCAGAAACCUGCCAGUGAACCCUGGACAAGGCACGGAGCUCUCUCUACCAACCUCUUUUCAAUACAGCUUUGGUCCUAAGAGAAAUAACAAGCCUUUCUCACCCUUUGAAGGUUUUUUCUAUUAAAAAUGGUAUGAGGAGCCCUGUUCAGCGACAUCAACAGUUCUCUGUUUCACCAGCACCAUGAGACUGCGCACCAGAAACCUGCCCACCUGAGUACAGGAGAAAGCACCAGGGCAGAGAAAAUGUACACUGAAGCUGAACAGGUCUUGAAAACCUCAUAAGGAUAGAGCUUGCUCCCCUGCUCAGCUGUCCUCAGGCCUUGUACCCACUCUCAGCAUUUUGUCUGGACUCCAGCCCCCAUCUCUUCUCAUCUUGACCCUGCACGCUGCACAGGAGAGCCUGCCUUCAUCACACUACUCCUAGGUCAUGCUGAAGCUUUCCCUUCGCCAGGCUGAAGCAGCUCAGUUCCCAUUAAAAAUGCCUGUAAGGUAAGAGUGUUUUGUGCAGGGGGAACAACACACAAGGUACUUGUCCUAACUGAAUGGGAUACAGCCCAAAGUAGUGAUCCAUUUGUUUGCUGCACCAUUGUACUUACACAUGUCUUCACAUUUAAGUUUUGAGGCCUUCACGCCACGACUACAGUUGCUUCAUAGAUUAAACAACUCAUUCUCCAUUUAAUUUACCUUCAGAGAGUAAGCUGCUGAUGGAAGCUUGUGGAACACAGUAAACUGGAUCCCAUCCUCAGUUAAUUAAAGCAGGUGUUUGCCAUCUGUCUUUUUAAUGGAGAAAAGCAAGCACAUAAUCAUUUUGCUAAUUUAAGAACAAACAUGAGCUUCUGCACAAUUCCUUUUUUUCACAGCUGGUUUUCAACAGAAGUCUGGUUCAGCACUACUCUGAACAGUGAGAUUAAUCACUGUAUGGCUUCUUAGAUUGGCUUUGUUCUGCUCCUGUCUCCUUCAUGCUGUACAAGGGUUCCACAAGCUUGUUGUGAACCAUCAUUAGACCUGAUGUGGCAAGUAAAAAGAUGACUUAGACAGACAUAAUGCAGCAAAAUUCUCAUUCACUAGAUGCUAAUGAAAUUAGGCAUUGCUAGAGUCCUUGCUCCUUUGCUUCCAUGCCCACACACUUAAGCAUUCCCUUUGCAUUUUCAUUCUAUUUAAGGAAUGUACUCCUUUGGGAGCUGAGUAAAUAGAAACAUUUAACACAUAGCAUGGCUUAUGCUGCUUAAAAUUUCAAGUACAACAGCUGCUUGGCCUGGCUGAACUCACCUUUGAAGUAUUUCACUGUCUUAACUUUGAGUUCCAGCGUGGCGUCUUCAUCACACACAAACACAGUGUUGGGGUGUUGCUGGAAAGCAGACACCGUCCACAUGUGGUUGACACCUUCCUCAAUGGCUUUGUACAACGCAAAGGCUUUGUGGGCGCCUGUGAUAAGAAUCAUCACCUGGACUCCAAGACACAGAGGAUGGCAGUUACUGUCUAGAAGAUGCUUUCAGAGAGUACACUCACACCUUGCUCAAGGGGGAGAGACCUGCUGCAGCCCUCAAGAGGGGACUACAUCUGUCCUCCACCCCAGAGCUCUCCAUGGAUCCCAACUGCACUGCAGGGUUACACAAAGGCAAGUGGCAGCACAGCAAAAAUGGAAGACACAGCAAGAGGCUUUCCACAGUGUUGCAGGACGCAAGAGAAGAGGAGGAUGAGGGAUUCAGCUGCCUGUGGUGGGAAAAGCAGGAGCUGGCCUACGCCAGCAGGGUGCAUUGCUGCUCCAAGACUGGGUAAUCCUCAGCUGCUCCUGGAAGCACUGCUCAACAGCUACUGUAUGAAGUUGCUGCCUUUCUCCUAACCUCUCUAGCAUCCAUGACAGUGCCUACUCCAACCGUCAAAGCCAUUGUGGGGACUUUGGAGAGGUCACCAUCAAAGAAUCUGGCGUUGGCCAAUAUAGUGUCCAUGGCCAAGGUCUUCACUCGUGUCCUGGACACCAAACUUGAUCCAGGCUCAUUGAAGGCAAUGUGACCAUCUGGGCCAAUACCUGUGACAGAGAGAGUUUAAGAAGGUUGUUAACAGUUAGUGUAGGGAGCAGAGCCAGCAGCACGCCUUUCAGAAGGACAUUCAGUGCUUCAGGAAUAGAUACAGACCCAAGGAAAACAGUUGCCAUUUUUCUGCUUAUGCUCAAAUUUGCUUACGGUAGUAAGGAUAGCAAAAGCCUCCUCUGAAGCCAACAGAGACUCCUCCCUAACUAUGCUGGGACAGCAAUACAGCAAAGUAGACAGCAGACUCUUAAGGCAAACUGAUGAGAAAAACUCACGUUGAGUUCCUGGUGGCUCAGAGGACUCUGACUGCUCCUAGCAGUUUCCUGUUCAACACUGGAAAUUGUAAUACAUUUUAUGUUUGGUACAAUGCUAGCUAGCUCUGCCUGUUUCUCCAGCUAAUCACUUCCUGAACAAUUCACUGCCUGGACUGAAAUACUUAAAAACUGGGGAAGUGGUACACUGGAAGCCAAGGCUGCCAGCACACCCAAGAGCCAGGGCAAUGAUGUAUAGGUUGCCUUUCACUGCAGAUCCACUGAACUGCACUGAAAGUAAACUCUCCUGACAGUAAAUGAGGUAGUUGGUGGAGGACGGGCAGUGCUUCCUGCCAGUGUUUAGAGAAUGACGGGCCUUCAGGUUUUCACCUCCAACAAAGAGUUCGAUUCCUCCAGCUGCCUUGAUUUUAUCCUCAAAUGCAUCACACUCUGCCUGUAGAUCAGGUGCAUUUCCAUCCAAAAUGUGGACGUUUUCUGCUGAGAUGUCAAUGUGCUUAAAGAGGUUAUUCCACAUGAAGGAAUGGUAACUUUCCGGGUGAUCCCUUGGGAGACCUGGUAACAGAGUAUGCAUGGGAUUAAGACUAACUGAAAGAAUAUCACCCAUAACAUAAACCACCGACACACCCUUGCAGGAGCUUUCAUAAUAGAGCACUGCUUUCGCUGUCAUUUGUGACUCCCUCAGCUUUCAUGAGGGGUUUUUUUAUUUCUCUGAAUAAAAAAAUUCUCUAAGA
Molecule: messenger RNA, 8436 nt
Organism: Colius striatus (speckled mousebird)
Lineage: Eukaryota; Metazoa; Chordata; Aves; Coliiformes; Coliidae
Gene: RNF14
Product: ring finger protein 14
Exons: 10
Coding region: 1385-2794 (469 amino acids)
Biological process (GO): positive regulation of proteasomal ubiquitin-dependent protein catabolic process; protein polyubiquitination; ubiquitin-dependent protein catabolic process
Cellular component (GO): cytoplasm; ubiquitin ligase complex
Molecular function (GO): zinc ion binding; ubiquitin conjugating enzyme binding; ubiquitin protein ligase activity
Source: RefSeq, a predicted model, not a curated record